GCUCCGGCUUGUAUCGCCUGUUCGAAAACUUGUAUCGGUUAAAUUUGUAAAGUUACGAGCUAGAGUCUGGUUGACUUCUUUCGAUAGUUGAUAUAUCUUAAACUUUCUCAUCAGCGAUUCGUAAUUAAAAAUGGCUCACAAACAGAUCUAUUACUCAGAUAAAUACACAGACGAUCUUUAUGAAUACAGACACGUGGUCUUACCGCGGGAACUGGCCAAACAGGUCCCCAAAUCCCACCUGAUGUCCGAAGAUGAGUGGAGGAGACUGGGCGUGCAGCAGUCACUGGGUUGGGUCCAUUACAUGAUCCACGAGCCCGAGCCUCAUAUUCUGCUGUUCAGGAGACCUCUUCCCAAGCAAUGACACUAACAACAGCACUCCACUCUUCUGGAACAUUUCUAUGGAUUACUGUAGUAUUCAGUGAAUACUUCCUAACUUUACCAUGUUUCUGUCUCCGGUGUUAAUGAUGCUGUGUUUGACGGCGCUUAUGCUCGGACAGAGAAUCAAGGGAAUACGGGAAAUGUGUUUUCAGUGAAAAUCGAAGGGCUCUUAACUCAAUCACGUGACUCGAGCAAUCACGUGACUCGAGCGCCUCUCUGGGUGAAGCUAAAACUUUCACGAUGUGUGUGUAUAAAAUAAAAGUCUGGAGCAUCAUGAGCGUUUAGAAAGCGAAAUCGGUGUAUUUGAUGUAAAUGUGCUGUGAACUAUUGCAGGAUCACAUGUGUCUUUAUGAUAGGUUGUGUCUAAUUCUCAGGUUGCGUUGAUGCUUCAGGAAAGGCAAUUGUAUACUGUAAAGAUGAUGGACUGUUUAAAUAGUGCACAUACUUUUUAUAUUUUUAAUGCAAUGAAAAGGAAUUUAUCAAGGGAGAGUCCUUAAUAAUCGCUUAUUCCUGAAUUGAAAAUGUAUGUGUUUGACGGCACUGUAUUAGUUAUUCAUUCUUCCAUGAACUUAUUAUUAUUCAGAACAACGUUACUUAUAAAGAUAUGGCUUAUGUAAGAUGAUGUUUUGUUCUUGAUUAUAUUCUCGUUACUUAAAAAUAAAUGCAGCUGUGUAGUGGUUUUGUUUUGGCCUCUUUCAGCAGAACACAAGAGGGCGCCACGUGACA
Molecule: messenger RNA, 1104 nt
Organism: Triplophysa rosa
Lineage: Eukaryota; Metazoa; Chordata; Actinopteri; Cypriniformes; Nemacheilidae
Product: Cyclin-dependent kinases regulatory subunit 2-like
Exons: 3
Coding region: 131-361 (76 amino acids)
Biological process (GO): regulation of mitotic cell cycle
Cellular component (GO): cyclin-dependent protein kinase holoenzyme complex; SCF ubiquitin ligase complex
Molecular function (GO): protein kinase binding; cyclin-dependent protein serine/threonine kinase activator activity; ubiquitin binding
Source: RefSeq, a predicted model, not a curated record